AUGCUACAAUCCUUAAUUCAACUGUUAUCGGGUGGAGGUGCACCAAUUACAAGACCUCUACUAAUCAGUCGAUCGACAAUAAAUAAUUUGAAUUUAAAUCUCCCCAGUGCAAAUGUUGCAUUAACCUCAUCAACAAUCAAAGCAGCACCACAUGAUGUAACAGCGACAAUGAACUGGUGGAAUGCUUCAACGAGCAAUGGUAUAAGAGCAAAGAUCUAUGAUUUUUAUCAUACCUUUAAUUAUGGUAAAGUACUGUUCGAUAACUUUAAACAAGUUCGUGCUAGUAACAGUCCAUGUUAA
Messenger RNA from Didymodactylos carnosus, 300 nucleotides. Lineage: Eukaryota; Metazoa; Rotifera; Eurotatoria; Philodinida; Philodinidae. The record is from the annotation of a GenBank genome assembly.